Balaenoptera acutorostrata (minke whale) is the source of this 4179-nucleotide messenger RNA. It is a transcript of the gene SLC7A7, whose product is annotated as solute carrier family 7 member 7. Gene Ontology annotation, molecular function: L-amino acid transmembrane transporter activity; basic amino acid transmembrane transporter activity. Gene Ontology annotation, cellular component: membrane. The record is from RefSeq and is a predicted model, not a curated record. Gene Ontology annotation, biological process: amino acid transmembrane transport. NCBI's taxonomy places the organism in Eukaryota, Metazoa, Chordata, Mammalia, Artiodactyla, Balaenopteridae. The transcript has 10 exons. Bases 2005 to 3762 code for a protein of 585 amino acids.
CCUCAAAUCCGCAUGCAUUUGCGUGAACCUGAGCGCUCGCCUCUCUCUGCCUUCGCCCCCUCUGCCCUUUCACCCCUACUUAGCGCACCUGGCGCUCGCCGCACCCAGAGCGGCCACCUGAGCCUGGGUGUGGGGCAGAGCAGCCGGGAGCUUCCAAGCCGGGGAAGGCGCGUUAGAUGAGGGGCUUUUUGUCUUUGUUUUCCCAUUGAGGAAGCAGAAAGUCCCUUUCAAAUCAUUCUAGACCGCCAAGUAAAACUGUGAAAACUAUACUCUUUUCCUUCCCUUCAACCCAUUACUAUCAAAAAGAAUAAAUACCCUCCCCCCUCAAUACUCGUUGAUUAGGAGCCAGAGCAGCUGCAGCAUAGGUGGGCCUGAAGGGCAAGUUCAGGACAUUCCCGGAGCCCAAUUGGGAAAUCAGUCUAGGAGGAAGGGCAUUUUCAUUCAUUUAUGCUUCCAGCAAACAUUUGUUUGUCUGCACGGGCCCUACGCUGGGGAUACCAGUGAGUAAAGCUCUGGUGGUGCUGCAUGCUAGUGGGGGAGGUGACAGCAAACAAACUCCAGGUGAUAGUGGGUGCCUUUGAAGAAAAGUCCGGCCCGUGAGGGGGAUGGAGAUUGGCAGAGGGAAGAAGUUACUCCUUCCGAGACUCCUCAGGGAAGGUCUCUGAUAGAGUGGUGUUAAGUACAGACCUGAAUGGAGUGAGUGAGGGAAUGAACAAUAACAUGGGGGAGAAUGUUCCAGGCAGAAGGAACAGCCAUUGCAGAAGCCCUGAGGUGGCAGGGAGCAUGCUUGUGCGGCAACAGCAAGGAGGCCAGUGCGGCUGGAGUGGAGAGAGAGGGAGCAGGGGCCAGUGCCAACAGGGGCAGCUUUAGGGCUGUCUUCCUAGGAACUUCCCUCAUUUACAACUUGGAUUUGAGCCCAGAGUGGGAUUAAGGGGCAGGCCAGCUGGGCAAGCAGCCUGGGUCUAAAAGGGCGCUAAGUUAUCCUUAGGGUAAUUCAGACGUUUGGAGCCAAUGAACUCGGACUUCUGUCUCUUGGUGAACUGUAAGUUGGCUCCCCUCCACUGACAGAAUCCUUGACGACUGCUCACCUAGACCACCUAUCUCUAGAAUAAUUCUGCAACACGCAGGUACAGGUACAAGUUGCAGGGUUAGACCAGCCAGCUGAUAGUUGCCUAAAGGCAGCGGUCACAGCUGGAAUUCUGAAAAUGUGCUACACGAUGUGAAGUGCCACUCCCUGAGAUUUAUGCCAUUGUCUACAUUCAGAAUGGUUUGAUAUGCCUACCAAGAAACUGUCUGCUUCAGAAAACUGCAUGUAAUGAAUUCAUGCAUUAAGCUCUAAUUUUGAAGAGAAAGAAUGAGGCUUCCAGUUUUUAUUCCGAGAAAAUCGGUAUUCCCCCACUUCUGCUACAUAAACAUUCAACAGAUAUUUAAAUAAUGCUGGUUUGAGGGGGUGCCAACUCAUUGGCUUGCCCAGGGUGCCAGGACUUGCUCUGGUCCACUUGGCCGGCUCUUACCUGGCAACGCACACAUCACGUGAACCACCUGGGGACCUGAGAUGUGAGUGGGCUUGCUUAGUGUUUGGAUGUGUGCGUGGCUAUAACCCCACAACUGGCCUUCCUUGGCAUGCAUUGGCUUACAUAGGGGCUGAAAUGGCACUGAGGCUCUUGAGAUGGGACCACAGAGUUCCAACGCCCUAACCAUGGAUCCUGUGCCCUCCACAGGGCCAAGGAUAGUAUGUGAGUGGGAGAUGAGUAGGGAAUAGAAUGAGCAGGGAAGGGGAGUUGUAAAGGGCAUCAGGAGAGCACCGUAGGUCCUAGGUCGCUGGAAGAACUCAAGAGCUCGGUAAAUGCAGGACAACCAGGAAGUUCAGGGGCUGAGGGGAGGAGGAGCUGAGUGGAGAAGGUGCCUGGAGGCGGGCAGGCCUUGAGGUCCUCUGGGUCUGAACAGGCUGUCCCAGCUGCAACCCGUUCCCUGGCCCCUCCCUGCUGCCGGCCAGAGUCACACAUGUGUUUUCCUGUUUUCCAUAUCGGUCCCCGGAGUCACACUCUGCCUUUUCUGCUCCUCAGAGCCAACAGCUGCUGGAGCUCGAGCCUUACCCCGGGUUCCCUUUCCCAGCACCUGCCCCUCCUCCCGAGCACUGGUAGCCCCUCCUCCUCGCACCUGCCCAAAGAUCUCAGGACAGAGGGCAAUGCCAGGAAGCUGGUGAAGGCUUUCUUCUCCUCCUCCACCAUGGUCAACGGCGUUAAGUAUGAAGUGGCCUCCCAGCAUGAGAGGGACGCCUCUCCUUUGGCCGAUGAAGCCAGCCCCAGGUCGGAGCAGGUAAAACUGAAGAAGGAGAUCUCGCUGCUGAGCGGCGUGUGCCUGAUUGUGGGGAACAUGAUUGGCUCAGGCAUCUUUGUCUCCCCCAAAGGCGUGCUCAUAUACAGCGCCUCCUUUGGCCUCUCCCUGGUCAUCUGGGCUGUCGGGGGCCUCUUCUCCGUCUUUGGGGCCCUUUGUUAUGCGGAAUUGGGCACCACCAUUAAGAAAUCUGGGGCCAGCUACGCCUACAUCCUCGAGGCCUUCGGGGGAUUCCUUGCCUUCAUCCGACUCUGGACCUCCCUCCUCCUCAUCGAGCCCACCAGCCAGGCCAUCAUUGCCAUCACCUUUGCCAACUACAUGGUGCAGCCCAUCUUCCCGAACUGCUUAGCCCCCUAUGCUGCUGGCCGCCUGCUGGCUGCUGCCUGCAUCUGUCUCUUAACCUUCAUUAACUGUGCCUAUGUCAAGUGGGGAACCCUGGUACAAGAUGUUUUCACCUACGCAAAAGUAUUGGCGCUGAUCGCCGUCAUCAUCGCAGGCGUUGUUAGACUUGGCCAGGGAGCCUCGACUCACUUUGAAAAUUCCUUUGAGGGUUCAUCAUUUUCAAUGGGCAACAUUGCUCUGGCACUGUACUCGGCUCUGUUCUCCUACUCGGGCUGGGAUACCCUCAAUUAUGUCACCGAAGAGAUCAAGAAUCCUGAGAGGAAUCUGCCCCUCUCCAUUGGCAUUUCCAUGCCCAUUGUCACCAUCAUCUACAUCUUAACCAAUGUGGCCUAUUACACGGUGCUCGACAUGCGAGACAUCCUGGCCAGCGAUGCUGUUGCCGUGACAUUUGCAGACCAGAUUUUUGGAGUGUUCAACUGGACCAUUCCAGUGGCGGUUGCGUUAUCCUGCUUUGGUGGCCUCAAUGCCUCCAUCGUGGCUGCGUCUAGGCUUUUCUUUGUGGGCUCAAGAGAAGGCCAUCUCCCUGACACCAUCUGCAUGAUUCACAUUGAGCGGUUCACACCAGUGCCGGCUCUGCUCUUCAAUGGUCUCAUGGCGCUGAUCUACUUGUGUGUGGAGGACAUCUUCCAGCUCAUUAACUACUACAGCUUCAGCUACUGGUUCUUCGUGGGGCUCUCUAUCGUGGGUCAGCUUUACCUGCGCUGGAAGGAGCCUGACAGGCCUCGUCCUCUCAAGCUCAGCCUUUUCUUCCCCGUUGUCUUCUGCUUCUGCACCAUCUUCCUGGUGGCUGUUCCACUCUACAGUGAUACCAUCAACUCCCUCAUCGGCAUUGGCAUUGCCCUCUCAGGCUUGCCCUUUUACUUCUUCAUCGUCAGAGUGCCAGAACACAAACGACCUCUUUGCCUCCGCAGGAUUGUGGCAUCUGCCACGUGGUAUCUCCAGGUCCUAUGUAUGUCAGUUGCUGCAGAGAUGGAUUUGGAAGAUGGAGAGAUGCCCAAGCAACAAGAUCCCAAGUCUAACUAAACACCACAAGAAAUCCUGAGAUGUGGGAAGCAGGGGCCUCAUCUCCUACUGGCUGGAGCCAAGGAAGCUGAAAAACUCACUUCUUUGGAGGCGUCUGUCCAGAAGCCUCUUAGGCAGCUUCAACAACCUCUGAACUUGCUUUCUGAGAGAUGGAGAGUAAUUUAUUUGUUUUGCUACAUGUUGUUCCGUAUUUCUUUUAAAGGGACAAUAAAAAGCAGACUGCGAUGGGGAGCAUGCCAGGUGUGGGCUUGGAGGUUCCAGUGGCACGUUCCCAUGUGUUAAGGCGUCCACUCACCUCCAGUGUGCCUGCCCACUCCUCUUUCCCACUGAAAGACCCAAUAAUGCUCCAAACUUCCCGUCUCCUUUAGAGACGUGAAACUAUCAAAGGUGCUAGACAAUAAAAGGGUAUGUUCCUGA